GCAGGCCGAACUCCGCUCCACUAUGCUGCCGCUGAUCCGAACGGCGAGCACAUGAUCAAAGUUCUUCAAAAAGCAGGAGGAGACGCAUUCAUCGACGACAAACACGGCCAUACACCCUUCUACUAUCGUACACAUGGACAACGAUUGAAUGUACGUAGUAUGAAGGAUAACGCAGUGAUGAACCAGUUAAUGUCUGGACAAUUGAGUAGAACACUUCUACAAGGUUAG
Molecule: messenger RNA, 228 nt
Organism: Strongylus vulgaris
Lineage: Eukaryota; Metazoa; Nematoda; Chromadorea; Rhabditida; Strongylidae
Source: the annotation of a GenBank genome assembly